UUGUUUGUGCGACUUGGCGAGUAAAAGAAGAACACACUGUAAAAAGCUGGUUGGUUGUGUGUGCGCUCUGAAAUUUGAAAAAAUAAAGAAGCAAAGAAAUAUAAAUUCAUUUCAUAUUAUUGACUGGCGAAGGAAUUACGGUGAAAAUAUUGCAAUUUCAAUCUGUUAAGAAAAUAUAACGAUAAAUUAUUGGAAAUAAUUAUUAAAAAUAAACACAAUAAUUAGAUACAAUUCUAAUUAAACAAAAAGUGCAAAACGAAGGUUUUUUGUGUUGCAAAGUGUUUGUUUGAAAAAACCGAGUGUGGAACGCGUACAAAACGAGUUGGAGAAUCAAUAUUGUAGAUACUUGUCAAGCAGCAAGCAAACCGAGUGGCCCAAAGGAGGUUAUGGUCAUAUAGCAAAAACGCUGGACAGGAUUUUUUAAUACACAGGCUCGAGGCCGUCAUCUAACAAUUGUGCUGCUAGAGUUGUAUAUACUUUCACCACACACUCGCUUACAAAAACACCUUUAUCAAAAGAAGAGUGGAAGAAAAGGUGUACAGAAAAACUCACCACUAAUAUUAUACAGCUGCCAUUAAAACACGAUUUUACUCGUUUACUUAAAAACAACAAUAUAAACAACAACCACCACCAAUACUACUGCUGCCGCUAAAAUAACACCACCAUCAUCAGCAUUAAAAGCAGCAACAUCAUCCGCAAAAUACAAAAGUAUAAACCAACAACAACAAACGCAUUUAUCAUCAAUAGCAAAAACAACAAAGUGCUCAACAUUUCUUGUUGUUGUCAUCGUAGUCGUCGUUGUUGCCUUCCCUUCUUUCGGCUCAGUACGACGUGCCGCCAUUAAGCAACAACAUAACACAAAAUACAAAACAAGAACAACAACAUCAUCAACUAAAAGAAGACUGUGGAAAAAGAACAAGCUGAAACAAGAAAAGAAAAAAACAUUACAAUACCAUCUGUCAUUUCUCAGUUUUAAAUUUCUCUUUUAGUUUACGUUUUUUUUUUUUUCAAUUUACUUUAUUACCCAUCUUCGGUUCUGUGCUGUGUGUGCAUGAGUGUUUGUGUUUUUAUUUUCUGUGUCUCAAAUCAUCGAUCUUCGUCUUGUAGUGGAGUCGUACAAACUAUAAACUGAAUUAAAAAAAAAGAAAACUUCACCACCACUCAAACAAACCACAAUAAAACAUGGCCAAUACCGGCAAAGAUACGGCUUCAUUUUUUGAAAAUGGUACUUCGGAACAAUUCGAAUAUUGCUUCAAAAUGUAUCCACAGGUAUUGAAAAUGAAAGCCGAGAAACGUAAUAAAAAACCUCAGGAGUUGGUACGUCUCGAUGAAUGGUAUCAGAACGAAUUACCCAAAUUGAUUAAGAGCCGAGGGAAAGAUGCCCACUUGGUGUAUGAUGAACUGGUACAGACCAUGAAAUGGAAACAGACCCGGGGUAAAUUCUAUCCACAACUCAACUAUUUGGUCAAAGUCAAUACGCCACGGGCGGUAAUGACCGAAACUAAAAAAGCCUUUCGCAAACUGCCCAAUUUGGAGCAAGCCAUAACGGCUCUGUCGAAUUUGAAGGGUGUGGGCACUACUAUGGCUUCGGCUUUAUUGGCUGCCGCUUGUCCCGACUCGGCACCCUUUAUGGCCGAUGAGUGUCUUAUGGCCAUUCCAGAAAUUGAAGGCAUCGAUUAUACCACAAAAGAAUACCUCAAUUUUGUUCAGCACAUUCAGAACACCGUUAAACGCCUAAACACACAGGCUGGCGGUGAGACUCCGGUCUGGUCGCCACAUCGUGUUGAGCUGGCUCUGUGGGCUCACUAUGUGGCCAACGAUUUGAGUCCCGAGCUGCUGGAUGAAAUGCCCAGCGGUAAGGGUGGCGGUGCGGCCAAGGCUAAUGGUUCUACAACAAUUGACAAUGUUCUCAGUGCUGGCGGUGAAGAUACUAAUGAUGGUGACGAUGAAAGUGCAGAACGCAUUGACGGUAAUAACGUUGCCACAGAAUCCGAAAAUGAAAAUACCAACCCAACACCUCUUGAUGGCGAUUCAAAUUUCGUUUCAAACGACUCAACAUCACAAGAACCCAUUAUCGAUGAAAACACCACACAGACAACAGCUACCGAAACCACUGACGAUGGCGAUGAGGCCGAUGUAGGCGGUGGCACAACACCACUGGUCUCCGAUUCGGAAAGCAACAUUGAAGCACCAGUUAAGGCUAUUACCAACAACAACACACGCAAAGAGGCCACCAACAACAGCACAUCAACAGCCGUAGCACCAGCUGUAGCGGCCGCAAAUGGUAACGGUAGCAUUUUGGCAGCAUCGGCAGCUGGUCUGGAGGGUGAAAACAGCAACAGUAAUUGUAUGCGAGAAUCCGAAUACGACGAUGAAGACGAUGAGAGCAGUAACAGUCGUGCAUUGAACGAUGAUGUACAAACGCCUUUAAUUAAUCACAAUACCACGGAUAAUGAUUCAUCGACAUUGAGUAGUGCUGGUGGGGCGGCCGCCAUAGCAGCUGCCACUAUAGUGGGACAAAAGAGGACUCUAAAUUGUGCAGAUGAAGCCUCAUUGGAGGGACAAUCACAGCCAGAAUUGAAGAAAAUACGUAGUGAUUAAAAAUUCGAGAUAAACUAAACAACACACACAUAAUAUUAUAUACAACAUGAAAGAUUAAGCAGAACAAAUUAAGUAAAAGCAGAGAAAUUUAGAAGUCCUCGCCAUCUCCUCUUAACAUUUCAACUAAAAAGCGUGUAAAAAGACAUUUGAGGAAAUAUUUAUAGCAACAAAAACCUUUUUGUUUAGUUAAAAGCGUUUUUCUGUUGAUUGGCUGAGGAGGUCCAAAGGCAGUUGUUUGAUGAAAGUAAUAAUAAUUAAAAUAAUAAUUAAAAAAUAAAAAAAAAAACAUUCAAAAAACCAUUUAACUUUAAGAAUUUAUAUUUAAUUAAAUAAUGAAAACAACAUCCUCUCUCCCUCCUACAUUAAAGAAAUUAAAGAAAAAAGCAGCAAAAUAUUGUAGCUCCUCCCCCCUUAAAAGCAAAAUAAAUUGAUUUAUUAAUAUUUCAUUUAUUUUAAUAAUUUAUAGAGUAAAAUCUUUAAAUUGUAAACGUUAAAGGUUUUCAAUUUCAAUCCUCAAAUUACCAAACACUGAAAACGUUAAAAAAAAUCAAAACAAAAUUCUACAAUUUUUUUUUUAAAUACCUUAUAGGUUUUUAUGUUUUUAUUUUAAAUUAAUAAUAAUUCUCCCCCAAAUAAUUAUAUUAAUAAAAAACAAAACCACAACAAAACAUUUACUUAAGCGUAUAUACAUAAUAAAUUAAGUUUUAGAGUUUUAAUGAGUAUCAAAAACAAAACAAAAAACAAAUAAAAUCAUCUUUAUUACUCCACUAAAAUACAACAA
Messenger RNA from Calliphora vicina (urban bluebottle blowfly), 3382 nucleotides. It is a transcript of the gene Amun, whose product is annotated as protein amun. NCBI's taxonomy places the organism in Eukaryota, Metazoa, Arthropoda, Insecta, Diptera, Calliphoridae. The record is from RefSeq and is a predicted model, not a curated record. The coding region runs from base 1183 to 2601 and encodes 472 amino acids. The transcript is spliced from 3 exons.